UCACACUUCACUUCAUGAAGUACCAGCACCUUUCUUUGGAAAAGAAAUCCCCACUCAAAGUUUUCGUUCUUUUUUUCUUUGUUUCAAAUUUUCAAUCAAAGGUUGACAACCCAGAUUGAGAUUGAAGCUAAUUCAUCAAAGGAUGUCAUGUAGCGUAGUUAAAGAUUGAGUAUUGGGGAUGUUUCCAGGGGGGGAGUGAGGAAAUAUUGUUAGAAAUGAAGUCAAGAAAAAGGGUUCCAAUGAAGGUAUGGUUAACUGCUCAAAGAUCAACAGGUCUCCUUGUGGGUGGAAAUCACACAUCCUCCAGGGAGGCGUGUGCUUUUACGCGCUCUCAUGGUUGCUGCUGCUUUGUCGGUUGUUCCUUUGCUGCAAAUCAUCUCUGGUGCCGGUCCAGAUAUAUUGUAUACCCUUUCUGCUUCGGCAAGCUGUGCCAUUGGAACCGGUUCUCCAACCUCAACUAUAUUCUCUGGCAAAUUUUUGUUCUCCAAAGUUUGGAGUUCAUUUGGACCGGUUCAAUGCGAGGAAAACAAGAACUUGACAACCAGCGUGGUUAAAGAGCUAAUGGAAAAGCAAAUUUUGAGUUACAAUGCAAAAGCUCUUUGUGUGGGUGAAGGCUCAAUGUCAGCUGUUAGGGCAUUGAAAGACUUGGGAUUCAGUGAUGUUACUGGGGCCUAUAGGCACCCUUGUUUCUCUCUGAAGCAUAAGAAAUUUGUUUAUGAGCUUGAUUAUGAGGACAAUUCUUAUGAUUUUGUGAUAUCUAGGGACUUAGAUAAGGUUUCAGCCCCUGCUAUGCUGGUGCUUGAGGUUGAACGUGUUCUUACUCCUGGUGGGAUAGGGUCCAUGCUUGUUGGUCGUAGUGGUAGCUUGAUCAGGUCUGUAACUCCAGUUUCUUCCUUAUUGAAAGCUUCCAGUGUUGUUCAUGUUGAUUAUGUGAAUGGCUUCGCAUUGAUCGUAUUCAAGAAGAAACUCAAAAACGGCACUUACUUCGAGCAGUAUCAGCUACCAGCCGAUUGUCGGUCUAUGGCAAACACCAAACCUAUGUUGGAUAACAUUGAGCCUCUUUUGGAGAAGAGGCCAGUUGGAUUUGAGAAAACUAUUGCUUAUUUGCCUGAAUUUGUUAACAUUUCUCAUAAGCAACGUUUGGUGUAUAUUGAUGUUGGGGCAAGUGAGCAUUUGAACUCUAACGUUACAGAUUGGUUCUUGCCAUCUUAUCCCGUGGAUCGAAAAGCAUUCCAUGUGUAUUUCAUCGAUCACAAUACUUCAGUGAUGCUAUCCUAUGUCAACAAGCCUGGUAUCAACUUUGUUUAUUAUCCUAGCCUUGCUGGAAAUAGAGCUACAUCCAAUUCUAAGGCUUUCAUUGGUUCUGAUGAUUCCGAUCCGUAUGUUGAAGACGAAGGAUUCGACUUCCUUCUUUGGAUUAAAGAAACGGUGCAAAAUGCAGACUUUGUGGUUCUGAAGAUGAAUGCAGGGGAAGUGGAGUUGAAAAUUCUCUCAGAUUUGUUUGAAAGUGGAACCAUAUGCUCCAUUGAUGAGUUAUUCCUGCACUGUUCCAACCGAGCCGUGAACAGAGAUUGGAUGGAUCUCUUCAAGUCCCUUAGAGGAACUGGUGUUUAUGUCCAUCAAUGGUGGGGAGAUCAGUGACCACCAUUGCCAUGGUGGGACUCUGUUUCAGAUUAACUGUCUUGUUUGAGUCAUGAGUCAGUCUAUGUAUCCUUAUGGUGGUUGAGCAUUAUAGCUAUAAAAUCUCUACUUUCCUUAAUAAAAAGGCUUAUUGCUUAA
Molecule: messenger RNA, 1779 nt
Organism: Gossypium raimondii (Peruvian cotton)
Lineage: Eukaryota; Viridiplantae; Streptophyta; Magnoliopsida; Malvales; Malvaceae
Exons: 2
Coding region: 334-1641 (435 amino acids)
Molecular function (GO): S-adenosylmethionine-dependent methyltransferase activity
Source: RefSeq, a predicted model, not a curated record